This is a messenger RNA of Melampsora larici-populina 98AG31, 1068 nucleotides long. RefSeq lists its product as uncharacterized. NCBI's taxonomy places the organism in Eukaryota, Fungi, Basidiomycota, Pucciniomycetes, Pucciniales, Melampsoraceae. The record is from RefSeq and is a predicted model, not a curated record. The coding region runs from base 1 to 1068 and encodes 355 amino acids. The transcript is spliced from 2 exons.
AUGUCUCCCUCUCCUAAGUCAAAUUUGCCUCCUUCCGCUCAAAAAGUGCGCAACUGGAAGCAUGGUGCCCCGGUUAAGUCACUCAAGGCCAACAACGCAUUAGUGGCAGGUAGUCUUCCAAAUGCAAACUCUCGAGUCUGUAAGGUCUUGGCUACAUUCACUAGAAUGCUGUUAGAAUACGACCACAUAUCAAAAUCAUACCCUCUUGGACCUACCUGCAACGAACGCCUUCAACUAAGAUUUCUCAAUCAAGAAGCCACGAUGUCAGACCAGCGGAUCUUUGCCUUAGAACCAGAAGUUUUGACACAACUCACCAAUGAUUCCUCCAGACAAAGAGAAGUCUUCCUGGCUGAUCUUCGACAAUACGGUAUCGAACGCUUUACAUUUGACUGGGGCCUUAAGAAAGGCUGCCGCUGGAAUCAAGUGAUGUCGAUCUUAGUCAUCAAGCAUUGGAGACACGCCAAUAAGAGAGGAGAUUUUGGAAACCUACCAAUCAAUCCAGCACACACAACCUACACAACACUUGAGGGGAUGUUAACGCGCUGGAUUCGUGGAAGAGCAACUGAGAUUCGAUCAGGACAAAACACACCCGAAAAACUUCGGGCGGUUGAGAACAACAGGAAGAAGCGACUGUUAUUCAAAUAUCGUCGCGAUUCUUUUGUACGUCAUCUGGGUAAAGAGUCAUUAGACUUGAUACCAGAUGCCGAUUGUUGCUCUGAGACUGAGUGGGAACCUGAACAACUGGACCAGAAGAAAGUGGGUCUGGUUUGGCGAAGUCAACAAUACCGAUCUCUCAUGCAUCGUGUUGAUCGUCUUUCAUACGAAUACAAAGCACAACUCGAUGGGAUACUAUUAGCCACUCAACGAUUUGAUCAGUGUCGUGUGGAAGAGUCGUAUAACAAUCCAAAUGCGGCAGUUUGCUGCGGCCUUCCUCAAAAUUGUUACGAUCAAGUCUGGUAUAAUAGUCUGGAUGAUGAUAAAAAGGUCAAACUCAAGGCUCAACCAGCUUCAGAAAUUCUCAACACUCUCGCCACCCGAAUUGAACAACUGUUGAUUCCAAAAUCAUAG